AUGACUACACGAUAUGUCGACUUUGAGGGCCCUGAUGAUCCCUCCAUACCUUUUAACUGGUCAAUUGGGAAACGGGUGUACCUCUCAGUCUUGUUAGGACUUCUUACAAUGGUCGUGGCUAUGGCAAGCAGCAUCUUUACUUCCGCAAUACCUACCGUGAUCAUGAUGUACAAGAUUGACAGGGAAGUUGCAACGCUCGGUGUUUCUCUCUACGUCCUUGGGUUUGCUACGGGUCCCUUAUGCUGGGCUCCCUUCUCCGAGCUCAAAGGCCGAAAGCUUCCCCUGGUUACAUCAACCUUUGGCUUUACCGUCUUCUGUUUCGCGACCGCCGUUUCAAAAGACCUCCAAUCGCUCAUGAUCCUGAGAUACUUUACCGGAUUCUUUGGGGCAGGCCCUUUGACUCUUUCUGGGGCUGUCUAUGCGGAUAUCUUCCCACCGCAUCAACGCGGGAUUGCAAUGGUCGGGUUCUGUCUAAUGGUGUUCACGGGCCCUCUUACAGCUCCGUUCAUCGGCGGCAUUAUUUUUGUCCUUCUAUUUCUUACGCUAAAUGAAACAUACGAGCCAGUCCUACUGUCUUGGAAGGCCUAUAGAUUACGACGAGAGCAUGAUGAUUGGUCCGUGCGUGCAAAGCAUGAGGAAGUCCAACUUGACAUGCGAUCAAUCAUUACCAACUAUAUCAGUCUUCCGUUGAAGAUGUUGGCUUUUGACCCGAUAGUGCUGUGUAUGAGCGUUUUCGCUUCAUUUGUCCAUCACAUGAAUCCUGGGGUGGGUGGGUUGCCCUAUAUCGGAAUCAUCGUGGGACAGUUACUCGGCGCACUAGGGGUAUUUGCAAUGCAACCAUGGGUCCUACGGAAAAUGGAGCGAAAUGGAGGCCUGAUGUUGCCGGAGUGGCGUCUUCCCGUUGCAAUCCCUGGAGCAGUCGCUUUCUCGGCAGGUCUAUUCUGGUUAGGUUGGUCGGGCUACCGGCGAAGCGUAUCAUGGGUAGUUCCUACAAUAUCAGGCCUUCUUACCGGGUUCGGCCUACUGACUAUGUUCUUGUCCUCCAUUGCCUAUCUAGUAGAGGCACGACCGAAGAGAGCUGCUUCAGCUGUCGCUGCGCACACGUUCCUUCGGUCAUUGGCUGGUGCUAUAUUUCCACUGUUUGCUUUUUACAUGUUCGACUCUCUGGGGAUUCAAUGGGCCUGUACAGUGCUCGGAUGCGUCGCUGCGGUCCUCAUCCCAAUGCCCUUGCUGCUCUAUCUCUACGGCAUCCGAAUCAGGAGUCGUUCUGGACUGGAGGAGGAUGGUUAG
Molecule: messenger RNA, 1290 nt
Organism: Aspergillus alliaceus
Lineage: Eukaryota; Fungi; Ascomycota; Eurotiomycetes; Eurotiales; Aspergillaceae
Product: MFS transporter
Exons: 6
Coding region: 1-1290 (429 amino acids)
Biological process (GO): transmembrane transport
Molecular function (GO): transmembrane transporter activity
Source: RefSeq, a predicted model, not a curated record